This is a messenger RNA of Tachysurus fulvidraco (yellow catfish), 2661 nucleotides long. It is a transcript of the gene etv7, whose product is annotated as ETS variant transcription factor 7. Gene Ontology annotation, biological process: cell differentiation; regulation of transcription by RNA polymerase II. Gene Ontology annotation, molecular function: sequence-specific DNA binding; DNA-binding transcription factor activity, RNA polymerase II-specific. The record is from RefSeq and is a predicted model, not a curated record. Gene Ontology annotation, cellular component: nucleus. The transcript has 9 exons. The coding region runs from base 199 to 1296 and encodes 365 amino acids. NCBI's taxonomy places the organism in Eukaryota, Metazoa, Chordata, Actinopteri, Siluriformes, Bagridae.
UCUUUCACUUUCAUUUCCCGGAAGGUUUCUAUACUAACAGCAGUCUGACUCUCUUUCAGCACCGACUGCAUGUGGAUAAACGUUUGGCUUCAUCUUUCUCUAGAUAUAAAGACAGGUAUGAUCUUUUAAAGCUCAGUCGCUGAGCACUUCUUUACCUGUUGAUGAGAAUAAUGAGGUGUGAAGUUUACUAAGAACAAAAUGACCAACAGCUCUACAGCGCCUAAACUCAUCACGGACACAAGUGAUGGUGAACUUAAACUCCACACCACAAACCCCUCGACCUCAAUGUUUCCUGAAACACCAGAUGAACUCUGCAAACUUCCUGGAAGAUUACGUAUUAAUCCAUCUCUGUGGGAUAAAGACGAUGUUAACUUGUGGCUGCGCUGGGCACAGAAGGAAUACGCCCUGCGCCGUGCCAAUCACGAGAAGUUCGAGAUGAACGGAAAAGCACUGUGUCUCCUCACCAAGGAGGAUUUCCGUCUGCGCUGCCCCAGUUCAGGUGACGUCCUGUAUGAACUCCUACAGCACGUGAAGCAGCAGAGAAGCUGCACGGCACCUGGCUCCCUCGGGACUACAGGUCUGUGCAGUGCCGCUAACAGAUCUGUGCCUGUGUGUUCUGUGAACCCACACACUCGAACCACAUCAAGCCCAGAAAUGAGACAAAACUUCCAGGUUCAGCAUUACAGCCUUCCACAAACACACACAGAAACUCCAUGUGUUUCUGAAGAAAGAAAACCACAGCUCUCUCCAGUCCAAGCUGUCCAUCCCGAGGUCUCCAGCAGGAGAGACGAACCGCUCAACCUGUCCUUCAGAACAGAAUCAUCAAGGAUCAAAACACCAACAACUGAAGCCAACGGAAAAAUCGCAGAUUGCAGAUUAUUAUGGGAUUAUGUGUACCAACUGCUGGUGGACACCAGAUACGAAUCCUACAUCAAGUGGGAGGAUCGAGACGCUAUGAUCUUCAGAGUGGUCGAUCCCAACGGACUCGCUCGACUCUGGGGGAACCAUAAGAACCGAGCCAACAUGACCUACGAGAAAAUGUCUCGAGCACUGCGCCAUUACUAUAAACUCAACAUCAUCAAAAAAGAGUCGGGGCAGAGACUCCUCUUCAGGUUUCUUAAAACUCCUGAUGAGAUCAUUCAGAGUAGAUCUGAUCGCUCCGACCCUCCUGAGUCUCCCGACAGUCCCGUCUCUCCUGCUUACAAAGAGGGAACUCUGGAAGUAUCACCGUCCUCAAGCCCAGACCCUUGCAGUCCUGAACCUCUUCACAUCCUCAGUGUGUCCCCACUGCCAUAACCACCAGUUUUCAUGACAAAAUAUCUCCAUUUAGCCCUCCAUCAUGGGUUAAAUCCCAACCCUGCUUGUCCCAAUUUCCACUCUAAAUUUCUUCAUGUAAAACAAACUGGUCUACUUCCUGCUUUAAUUUCAACCCAAAACACCCGAGCAUGACCUAAUGACCUGAACUUUCCACCUUUACAUAUCAGACUCCUUCCAACACUCCACCAUCCCAGUUUUUAUCAUCAUUAUCAUUUUUAUCUUUUUUUUUAGUAAGCGUGACAAUCUAUAUAUUGUUUUCUAGGUUAGAAUGCAAUUUCUUUCACUUUUGGUUAUUUUAGUUUAAAUCUUUAAACGUAUCUUUAUUAAUGCAAUUCAUGUAAUUAUUAGCACUUGGGAUAUGUGGAAUAAAUAAUAAAAGUGAAAAUAACUAAUUUAUUUUUGAUUGUACAAUAAAAAAAAAAUUGCAGAAAUAAAAGAUUUCUAAAAUACAUAGAUAAGUUAUCAGAGUUUGAGAAGAAGAAAAAAAUUCCUGUAUUUCCAAACUAGAUCAUAUUGAGAUUAUGGCAGCCAGGGGAAGAGACCUUAAAGAUGCAUUUUCAAAGAGCUUGAUUUGUGAGCGAUGGGGUGAGCAGAUCAGCAACAUGAACGAAACCAGUUCUUGUUAACUCAGUCCUUCAUCACUAGUUCCAGCCCAAUAAAGCCAAUAAAAAAGAAAUAAAAAUUAUACAGAAUGGACCUGAAGAGCUUUAGCAUUCAGGAAAUAAAAAGUGGAAGGAGAGUAGUCUGAAUUGGGUUCUGGAGACCAGCUCCAGCUCACACAUUGAACUCUGUUGCCAGCCAUGAGCAUUUCCAAGCCAGUGAUGUCACAUCCAUCAGUAGCUCCAUAUCCCAGAGCUGACUGACUUCUCUUAUGAAGACACACCACUCAAGCCCAGUGUUUCUGGGAACUCACUCACCUGGAUCAGGUGAUAUCCUGCAAGGACAGAGAUUGGCUCUUGUCUCAGACCUUCCCCAAGGUUUUAGAGAGUGAUUGACACUCAGUUUGUGACCUCUACAGUGAGCUUCCUCCCACCUGAUUGUGAAGAGCUUCAACAGGAGCUUAAAUCCCAUCACAGCAGAUCUAACACACUCGAUCAUGGUUAGUUUUAUUUUUAACAAACAAACACUGAGAGAACAGGGACGACACACCUGACAAAUACACUACGUUAUGAGCUCUAUGAAGCUGAUAUGAUGUCUCUGAUUUGUGAUUAGUUUGGCAAAUCGACUGGAAUCUUUAUAAAUCUGCUCUAGUGGGCGUGGCUUAUGAUAAUGAGAUGGCUGAAUGAAGAUUUUCCUCCUGAUUCUAGGCAGAGAGCAAAAACUGUUGCAAUCUGAUGAGAAAUG